AAAAGGGUGCGGACCCAGUGACUUGAUGAUCCAUAACGUUGCUGAACGUUUCGCUGUUUUAUCUUCCUUUAAACUGCAAUGCCUUUAAAUCUGUUGUCUGUCAGCAGAUCCUUUUUAAAGUGUUUGAAAUCUUUCCAUCACAACCCUCAAAGAGGAUUUAGCAGUGGAUCGGCUUCCUUGAGUUCAGUGAGUUUAAAGGGUCGGAGCUGUCUCACACUUAAAGAUUUCAGCUCAGAUGAAAUCAAGAGGUUGCUGUGGGUAUCUGGGGACCUCAAGCAUCAGAUAAAACAUGAAAAGCAGUAUCUGCCUCUUCUGCAAGGAAAGGCAAUCGCCAUGAUAUUUGAGAAGAGGAGUACCAGAACAAGAAUGUCCACAGAAACAGGUUUUGCUUUGUUGGGUGGACACCCCUGUUUCCUAACCUCACAGGACAUCCAUUUGGGAGUAAAUGAAAGCUGCACCGACACAGCAAGGGUUCUCUCGGGACUUUGCAAUAUCGUUUUGGCACGAGUUUACAACCAUGCCACGCUCGAGGAACUGGACCGAGAGGCUUCCAUUCCCAUAAUUAACGGACUCUCUGACCUUUAUCACCCGAUCCAGAUUCUGGCAGACUUCCUUACUUUACAGGAGCAUUAUGGAUAUCUUAGUGGACUUACAGUCAGCUGGAUUGGAGAUGGAAACAAUGUCCUCCACUCCUUCAUGAUGACUGCUGCCAAACUGGGAGUUCAUCUUAAAGUUGCCACACCAAAGGGUUAUGAACCAGACAAGAAUGUAAUUGAAGAGGCGCAGAAGUUGUCCAAACAACAUGGUACCCAACUUGUUCUGACCUCUGAUCCGAUGGAGGCGGCUCAUGGCAGCAAUGUCUUGGUCACUGACACUUGGGUCAGCAUGGGCCAGGAAGAGGAGAAAAAAAGGAGGCUCAAAGAUUUCCAGGGAUACCAGAUUACAAUGCAGACAGGAAAUGUGGCCAAACCAGACUGGACCUUUCUUCACUGCCUCCCUCGGAAGAUGGAGGAGGUGGAUGACCAGGUGUUUUAUUCAUCCCGCUCCCUCGUCUUUCCUGAGGCAGAGAAUCGGAAAUGGACCAUCAUGGGUUUGAUGGUUUCUCUUUUGACUGACUACACUCCACAGAUCUCCAUGCCGAAGUUUUAACCUUAAGGUGGAAUUUAUUUUGGACCUACUGAUAAAACUAAAUGCUUUCCCAAAUUGUGUUUACGUUUAUAAUUGUUAUAUGUAUUAACAAGGAAACCGUGUCUGAGCUAUUGCAAUCUAUUUCCAUCUAUCUGAACUUGAUGGAGGAUGCCAACAAUAAAAAAAAAGAAAAUUGUA
Molecule: messenger RNA, 1326 nt
Organism: Girardinichthys multiradiatus
Lineage: Eukaryota; Metazoa; Chordata; Actinopteri; Cyprinodontiformes; Goodeidae
Gene: otc
Product: ornithine transcarbamylase
Exons: 10
Coding region: 79-1149 (356 amino acids)
Biological process (GO): L-citrulline biosynthetic process
Cellular component (GO): mitochondrion
Molecular function (GO): ornithine carbamoyltransferase activity; amino acid binding
Source: RefSeq, a predicted model, not a curated record